UCACAAGUACAGUAUGGAGCUUCCCGCUUGCAAAUGAAUUGGCACAGGCUACUAUCGUGGCGGUGAGGUAGUGGUUGUGAGGCGUGGUGGUCACUCUGGCGGCUAGUGGGAUGUACCUGCCCCGCGAAACGUGAGGUCACUGAAGCUGGCCCGAGCGAGCGCCGGCAUCCGUCGUCCUGAACCAAGGCACCACCAUUGUCACCUUCACACAUGCACACUAACCACCGUGCACUCGCAGCCGCGGCAUAACUACCGUCCUCUACCACCAUAUCGUGAAAGACAGUAUAGGCGACCUCGCCUCGAUCAGCCCCAGUACUCCAAAUCUACAGUCGUGACCAACCACCUCAGUCGCGCACUCGGCGCAGAACGUGGCUCCGGCAGCUGCCUGACCUCGAACGACUCCAAAUAUUGUGAUAGCUUGAUAUCAAGCCAUGGAGACCAUUCGUGGUCUUCUGUGGAAGCCCACACCAGAAGAGCAGAAACGGAAAUGUAAUGCUCUUGUGCGGCAGAACGUGCGCAAACUGGACCGCGACAUCCAAGGCCUAAAGAUGACCGAGCAGAAGACGAAGAACCUCAUCCUUCAGUCGUCUAAGCGCGCGCAACGAAACCCCUCCAUGGCCAAGCAAGCGAACCAGGAGGUGCGAAUCUUCGCUCGAGAGUUGAUUCGUGUACGGAAACAGAGCGGUCGCCUGCAGACGAGCAAGGCACAACUCAACUCUGUCCAGAUGCAGGUCAACGAAGCUUUCUCCGUACGGAAGAUCGAGGGCAGCAUCAAGGCAAGCACAGGGAUUAUGAAGGAUGUGAACUCGCUGGUCAGGUUACCGGAGCUGACGGGCACGAUGCGUGAGCUCUCGUCGGAGCUCAUGAAGGCUGGCAUUAUUGAGGAGAUGGUGGAUGAUACCCUGAUGGACACCGAGGGGCUGGACGAGGACGAAGAGGCGGAAGAGGAGGUUGACAAGGUCUUGUCAGACAUCUUGAAAGACAGGCUACCGGCAAGUAAAGCAAAGGAGGAAGAGCUACCAUCUGUCGCACAGCCAGAAGAAGAGGAAGAGGAGGACGAUCAGGCAGAGAUGCUGGCACAGAUGAGGGGCAGACUGGAGGCUUUGAAAAGCUGAGUGGCCUACUGAGAGAUAUUAUGCAUGUGUGACAGGGAUACGGAAGCUGUUCGUACGUGGCACUCAGGCGUUCGAGAGUUGCGCAAAGGCUAUGCUCUUUUGAAGAUCUCGAAUCUAGGGUAUCGCAAGCAGACCGCUCUGUUUCCCAACAAAUCUACGAAACGAACAAUCUCACAGCUCCCUGACUCCUUUCAUCUCACUUCCCAGGAUUCUGGUUGAAAUUCAUACUAUACCC
Messenger RNA from Macroventuria anomochaeta, 1350 nucleotides. RefSeq names its product SNF7 family protein-like protein. The transcript has 2 exons. The record is from RefSeq and is a predicted model, not a curated record. Gene Ontology annotation, cellular component: ESCRT III complex; multivesicular body. NCBI's taxonomy places the organism in Eukaryota, Fungi, Ascomycota, Dothideomycetes, Pleosporales, Didymellaceae. Gene Ontology annotation, biological process: protein transport; endosome transport via multivesicular body sorting pathway; late endosome to vacuole transport. The coding region runs from base 432 to 1115 and encodes 227 amino acids.